Molecule: messenger RNA, 1917 nt
Organism: Arthroderma uncinatum
Lineage: Eukaryota; Fungi; Ascomycota; Eurotiomycetes; Onygenales; Arthrodermataceae
Product: FreB
Exons: 1
Coding region: 1-1917 (638 amino acids)
Biological process (GO): intracellular iron ion homeostasis; copper ion import; iron ion transport
Cellular component (GO): plasma membrane
Molecular function (GO): ferric-chelate reductase activity
Source: RefSeq, a predicted model, not a curated record
AUGGACAUCUACGCCCGCGAGCUGGCUGCUCCUCACUCGCAGAACACGACAUAUGUAUCCCCCUAUACUCGAGGUCUGCUCGGCGUCAGGGUCAACCUCGACCGUCUCGUUACGCUGCUGCUCUGCGUCUCCAUCGGCGCAGUAUGUCUCUUCAUCCUGAUCACCCGGUUCACCCAGAUGUCGCACUCCUAUCUGCGCCAGGUCACCUCGGCCACCGCGAGUCCCAACCAGCAACGCUUCUGGGGCGCAGAACAGUCGACUCUGUGGGCUGAUAUCAAGAACCACGUCCUCUACGCUCCCCUGGGCAGGAAACGACAUAAUCGCGAGUUCAAGCUGUCCGAGGCUGUCAACGUCGGCACCCUGCCCUCCAGAUUCCACUCGGUGCUGCUGAUCUUCUACCUCCUUAGCCAGGUAGCCUACUGCUCCGUCCUGGAUUAUCGUGCAAACAACAAAGCUGCGCUGGUCGCCGAGCUCAGGGGCCGGUCCGGAAACCUCGCUGUCUUGAACAUGAUUCCCCUUUUUGUUCUGGCCGGGAGGAAUAACCCGCUCAUCCCCUUGCUGCGUGUUUCCUUCGACACGUACAACCUCAUCCAUCGAUGGCUGGGCAGGAUCGUGAUCAUCGAGUCCGUCGUCCACACCGUUGCAUGGAUGAUCAACGCCGUCGGUGCUGAUGGAUUGGAGAAGAUGUGGUAUGAUGUCUGCCAUGAACCCUUCUACAUCUGGGGCUUCGUCGCGACCGUCACCAUGAUCUUCGUCCUCAUCCAGUCUCCCUCGCCCAUCAGACACGCCUUCUACGAGACAUUCCUUCAUCUUCACCAGCUCUUUGCACUUGUCGUCGUUGUGGGCAUCUACUUUCACCUCCAUAUGGACAAUCUCCCACAGCUGCCUUGGUUCCAGUUCAUCAUCGGCAUCUGGGCUUUCGAACGCAUCAUGCGAUUUGCUCGACUCGUCUACCUCAAUGUCUCUCGCCGCAACGGCCUGACCCGCGUAGUCGUCAAGGCACUGCCCGGUGAAGCCAGCAGAGUCACCUUCUACCUCCCUCGCCAUGCCAAAAUCGCCCCCGGAAGCCAUGUGUACGCCUACCUACCACGCAUCUCACUCUGGAUGUCUCACCCUUUUUCCGUUGCAUGGGCUGAAAGCGGCUCAGGCUCGCUCCCCAAGUCUCCCAAGACAGACAAGUUCAGCGACUCCUCCAAGGCCGCCCUCAGCCGGAAGCCAUCCACAAUGUCCUCAUCCACCGCUGCCUCGUCUCCGCGUGAUCUCGAAAAGGGCCAUGGUCGAAACAUUGCACUUGCCGCCGACGACUCUCAGCCAACUUGCGUCUCCCUCAUCAUGGCCGCACGAACAGGCAUGACUCGCAAACUGUACAAUGCCGCCCUGGCGUCUCCAAACCUCACGCUCGAAACAACCGGGUUCAUCGAGGGACCGUACUCCUCUCACCCUUCUUCGUUCGGCAGCUACGGUACCGUGGUCCUCUUCUCUGGCGGCGCCGGUAUCACUCACCACCUGAUGCAUGUUCGUGACUUGCUCGCCGCCGCAGACGCAGGCACCAUAGCCACACGCCGCGUAUACCUCAUCUGGUCCGUUCGCACGACCGAGCAUCUUGCAUGGGUCCGCGGGUUUAUGGAUUCUAUUCUGCACAUGCCCAACCGUCGAGAUGUGCUCGUUACCAAACUCUUCGUCAGCAAGCCACGCAGUCAACGCGAGAUCCAGAGCCCCAGCACCACCCUCCAAAUGUUUCCCGGUCGAUGUCGGCCCGACGUGGUGCUCGAGGAGGUGCUGUCCGACCCUGUUGGCGCCACGGGUGUGAGUGUCUGCGGUCCUGGUGCGUUUGCAGAUGAAGUGCGCUCCAGCGUGAGGAAGCGGAUUGGAAAUGGACAAGUUAUCGAUUUUGUCGAGGAGGCGUUCACCUGGUGA